UACCCAUGUGUGAACAAGGCAUCCGUGUUGUCCUUCAUUUAGCGCGUGAUUCUUUAUUUAACAAAGAUCAUGAUGUGAAUUCGCGAUGACAAGUCCACUAAAGUACGUACCAAGGUGUCUGUAAAAUAUAUUUAAACUGCUCUUUUUCUCGGUGAGUGCUCGAUCAAAAUCUGUGGCAGGUGAUCCACGGGAAUAAUAAGGACGCCAGUAAUUCACGCGCGGAGCAGAGGCAUGGUUCCUCCGGCGCAACUCCGCGCUAUAAUCAGGCGCCGGGCUGCGUCGAAAUCGCAGAAAGACGGCAGUGGUGGCAAGGCGCGGAAAAGGGACUCCAAACAAUCUGCGAGCGACGCGGCGUCGUCUUCGACAGCAUGCACUUCGAACAAAAGGAAAGGACUGGCAAGCGGAGACUUUACAAACAUCAAAAACAGACUGUGCUCCCGGUUCGGUGCGGCAUCGCGUCAAGCGGACUCCACGGUGACCAAAGAAAGCGAUGACGUGCUCGCCGAAAGCGACGAUGCCGGGAGCUCGAAACCAACCAGCUACACGCCGCUUGAGAGCCAAGUCGUGGCGAUCAAGCAGCGGCACCCCAACACUGUCCUGCUGGUUGAGUGCGGAUAUCGUUUCCGUUUUUUCGGAGAAGAUGCGGAGUUGGCUUCCCGUGAACUUUGUAUCAUGUGCAAUCGGGACCACAACUUCAUGACGGCCAGUAUCCCUGUUCACCGUCUGGGUUUCCACGUGGAACGCCUUGUGUCUCGUGGUCACAAAGUGGGCAUAGUCCGCCAGACUGAGUCGGCAGCACUCAAGUCAGUUGGAGCGUCGAAGUCAACCGUGUUCACUCGUGAACUGACGGCACUGUUCACCAAGUCAACUUUGAUUGGGGAAGAACUCUCAACAGGGUGUGAAGACCCAGCCAAGGGAGGAUACUUGGUGUCUAUAUGUGAAGCCGACUGUGCGACGCCCGAUCACUUACUUGUCGGAGUUGUGGCAGCCCAACCAGCUACUGGAGAAGUUCUGUACGACACAUUCGAAGAGAAUGUGUCGUCUUGUGAACUGGAACAGAGGCUCGAGAGUCUUCAACCUGUUGAGAUUGUUUUCUCCGAGAAGUGCCACCCCAUGUUGGAGAAGACAGUGUGCAGCUUCACGAGCACGAGUCGUGACGGUGUGCGUUUGGAGCGACUCCCACCGGAUUACUUCAAGCUGUCUCCCAGCUUAGAUGCUCUGACCACCUUGUACUCUGGCAACAACAAGCAUUCGUCGAGUAUUGCCCAGCUAGCAGCAAUCCCGCCAGUCGUCAUCUGCUGCUUGGGCUCCCUCCUCGAAUACCUGAAAGCGUUCAAACUGGAGGAAAUCCUCAGGGAUGUGAGCAAUUUCACUCCCAUGUCCAGCGGCUGUCACAAAAUGGAUCUCACGGCAGCGACGCUACGGAGGUUGGACGUGUUCCGUAACUCCACGGAUGGCACAGUGAAAGGCAGCCUGUUCGGCCACUUGGACCACACGUUGACAGCCUUUGGCCGCCGCAUGCUUUUCUCGUGGAUAGGACAACCGUUGGCAGACUUGGAGUUGAUCAAGGAACGCCAGGAUGCUGUUUCGAGCAUACUUUCCAUGGGAGCCAAGAGUCUUCCCGAACUUAGGAAGUUUCUCUCGAGAAUGCCCGAUGUUCAGCGAGGGCUUUGUGCAAUUUUGCACAAGAAGGUGAAGCCAUCUGAUCUUGUGGAAAUACUGUCCGCUUUGUCCCGGGCACAAAGGACAUUCGCGUCACUCAGCACAGACUUUUCGCUUGGCAUCACGAGUACUGCACUGAGGAAUUGCUUUGUAAACAUUGCAAAGCUCUUGAGAGAUGUUGAAAGCCAUCUUGAAUGCUUGGACAUCAAUUCAGCCAAGUAUGCAUGAUGACAUGGCUACGCUCUUCAAGGACUUGUCUGACUAUCCCGACCUUUUGAAGUGCCAUGAGAAUGUUAUCAACAUUGAGCAGGAGCUCCUUUCACUUCGAAAGAUAUAGCUCUGCAGCUUGGAGUUGCCACAUUUAACUACAAAACGGUCAAUGGACUGCCGUAUCUUGUUGAAGUGCCUGUCAAGAAUAUUUCGGCACUACCUCGGGACUGGUUCAAGAUAAGUUCGACGAAGGCCGUAAGCAGGUUUCGGCCACCUGUGGUCGAGUCUCUCUACAAAGACCUGUGCGUUGCCAAAGAAGUGGCACUUAU
Messenger RNA from Dermacentor silvarum, 2201 nucleotides. RefSeq names its product DNA mismatch repair protein Msh3-like. The record is from RefSeq and is a predicted model, not a curated record. Gene Ontology annotation, biological process: mitotic recombination; mismatch repair. The transcript has 12 exons. Gene Ontology annotation, cellular component: nucleus. Gene Ontology annotation, molecular function: mismatched DNA binding; ATP binding; ATP-dependent DNA damage sensor activity. Bases 232 to 1890 code for a protein of 552 amino acids. Lineage: Eukaryota; Metazoa; Arthropoda; Arachnida; Ixodida; Ixodidae.